AAAAGCACUGAAGUGUACAACUGGAGAAUCACUGAAGUAGUAAAAUUAGUCCCAUAACGUUAUCUCUGCUGCUACCCUCUUUCCACUUUGAAACAUGGUGUUAUGUUCCACAACUGCAACAUGGUUCCUGAUAUUGGUGCCUGUGGUGGUGCUAUGGUUGUGGAAGGUAGUGAACUGGGUGUGGCUGAGGCCAAAGAGAAUGGAGAAGGUUCUGAGAGCACAGGGCCUUCAGGGAAACCCCUACAGGCUUUUGAUUGGAGACACAAGGGAAAUGUUCACAGUGCUCGUGCAAGCUGCAAAAUCCCAAAAGUCCAUCAGUUUUCUCUCCAAUGAUAAGGAUGUGGCACCGCAUAUUACAACCUUUAACCAUCACAUUGUCCACAAAUUUGGAAAAAAUUCAUUUAUAUGGGAAGGUCCCACUCCAAAAGUUAUCAUCAUGGAUCCUGAGAAAAUCAAAGACGUCUUCAACAAGUUCCAAGAUUUUGAGAAGCCUAAGUUGAGCCCCCUUUUCAAAUUGUUGGGUACUGGACUUGCAAAUUUAGAAGGAGAGAAAUGGAAGAUGCAUCGAAAGAUUAUCAACCCUGCUUUCCAUUUAGAGAAACUGAAGGUUAUGUUGCCAACAUUUUUUGAAUGUUGCGAUGACAUGAUUUCCAAAUGGGAAGUGAUGCUGUCUUCAGAGGAGAAAUGUGAAAUUGAUGUAUGGCCUUUCCUUCAAAAUUUGACCUGUGAUAUUAUUUCUAGAACAGCAUUUGGAAGCAGUUAUGAAGAAGGCAGAGAAAUAUUUGAACUUCUGAAAGAGCAAGCAGGACUUGUUAUGAGAUCACGGAAAGUUUACAUUCCAGGGUCGUGGUUGUUGCCAACAGCUAGAAAUAGGAGGAUGAAAGCAAUUGAUGCCCAUAUACGAGGAUUACUUAGAGGUAUCAUUAACAAUCGAGAGAAAGCAAUGAAACUUGGUGAUGUUACAAACUAUGAUUUAUUGGGGAUCCUUUUGGAAUCAAACCAUGCGGAAAUGGUAGAAAAUAGAAACAGUAAAACCCUUGCAAUGACUAGUCAAGAAGUAAUGGAGGAGUGUAAUGCAUUCUACAUAGCAGGGCAGGAAACUUCAGCUGUUUUGCUGGUUUGGACAAUGGUGUUGUUGAGUAGGCAUCCUGAGUGGCAGGCACGUGCCAGACAGGAAGUGUUGCAUGCUUUUGGUAACCAAAAGCCAGACUAUAAUGGGUUAAGUCACCUCAAAGUUGUGACCAUGAUUUUGUACGAGGUUCUGAGGUUAUAUCCACCUGUAGUUUAUUUCAGUCGAGGUAUCAAGAAUGACGUGAAACUUGGAGACCUCUCUCUACCUGCAGGAGUGCAUGUUUCCAUACCAAUAUUGUUGAUUCACCAGGAUCGUGAUAUUUGGGGUGAUGAUGCUACUGAGUUCAAACCAGAAAGAUUUGCUGAAGGAGUGGCAAAGGCAACGAAAGGCCAAGUUUCAUUUUUCCCAUUUGGAUGGGGUCCUAGAGUGUGCAUUGGCCAAAAUUUUGCCCUGUUAGAAGCAAAGCUGGUUUUGUCCUUACUUUUGCAACGUUUCUCGUUUGAGAUUUCUCCAGCCUAUGCACAUGCUCCAGUCACUCUGUUUACUCUUCAUCCAAAACAUGGGGCUCAUAUCAUCUUACAAAAGCUCUAGUGCCAUCCUUUUGAGUCAAAAAACCAUUCAAUUUUAUGUAGUAAUCUUGUAUUUACAGAGGCUAUACCUCUUUAAACUUAAGCUUAAAUUACUUUCCUCAUGGUAUGUCAUUAAGACACUUGGCAUCUUUUCACAUAAAUUAUAAUAGUACUAUGUUUUAAGAUUAACCUUCUAGAAAAGGUUUUUCCUCACUAGAUUCAAGAUAUUAGAACACAGAGAUGAAGCGGAAGAUUUUACAGAAGGAUGUUGUAUUACAAUACUGAAAUGAAUUGGAUGGUUUUACA
Molecule: messenger RNA, 1947 nt
Organism: Vigna unguiculata (cowpea)
Lineage: Eukaryota; Viridiplantae; Streptophyta; Magnoliopsida; Fabales; Fabaceae
Product: 11-oxo-beta-amyrin 30-oxidase-like
Molecular function (GO): iron ion binding; monooxygenase activity; heme binding
Source: RefSeq, a predicted model, not a curated record